Molecule: messenger RNA, 2495 nt
Organism: Spirodela intermedia
Lineage: Eukaryota; Viridiplantae; Streptophyta; Magnoliopsida; Alismatales; Araceae
Source: the annotation of a GenBank genome assembly
AUGGUCAGUGUUCGAAGACGCAAACUUUUAGGGCUCUGCACUGGUACACGUUCCCCAGAAUGCGGCAAAAUCAGCCUGUCUCUGUUGGUUCAUUACUUUCAAAUGAAUUGUAGCAUCUGUUGGCUUUUUGUGUCGGUAUCUUCACUUUUAUCCUGAAUUAGUGUUUUUUUUCUCGAAAUAAGCUUUCGUUUCAGUUGACUACCUUCACAUCGUUCCUAAAAUCGAUGCCUUCAGCGCGUACCCAGUAAAAAAAUCAUUAUUAUCAGGAAUUCUUUUAAACGCGGGGAUGAAUUUUUCUUACACAGCUUCCUGAUCUUUGAAAAAAAGUCAACGGUGGGUCUGACAUGUUUCUACUUUUACAGGAAAAAGUGCCACUUCUGUCGAGCUCUCCACAUCUAAUGAGAACGAAACAAUUGUGGAUAGCCUAAAUGAGAACGUCAAGUCAAUUUCGGUGCAUCCUGAGGGGUCAAUUGAUUCAUACGAGCAGAAAGAGGUAUCCCCCAGUCUUCAGUAGAGGCUGCCCAAUUCAGUCUACUUAUACCGACUCGAAUCUUAUUUUUCCUUUAGUCUUAAUGAUUCGUUUUUCGGAGAGGGAUUUUAAAACAGUAAUUUUCGAUACAACAAGAUUUGCUUUUUUAAUUUCUUUUCUUCUGGGAUUGUACGAUCAUUUUAAUUGGUAUUAUAUCAAUUGGGUUUGCCAACUGUCUGUUUCUAUGAGUUUGACCAGUUUCUUGAGCUUUGGGACAUUUUGGUAUUUCUUGGGAUUGACCAGUUUCGUUCUGCUAGAAUCCUGCCAUGACCAGUCCAUUGCAAUCUAGCUCGAAGUCAACGCUUCCCUUCCUUUUUGCCCUUCCAGGGUCCGGUAUCAGAUUGAUACUUUUAUUUUGUGCGCCAUGAAUCAUGUAGUAUGAGCUUCCACAUUGAUUCGCAUAGUGAUUGCUUUAAAAAACUAUGAUUUUCACGAGGUUCUGAACUUCUAUGGCCUUCUCUUUCAACCAAACGAUCAUAAACGUGAAAUUUAUCUUUCCAUUUACCGUGAAAUUUAUCAGAGAGACGUGCUGCAGAUGUAGUUCUUCGCGUAUGCUUCGCCAUUUAAAGACAUCACAGGCCCUCGUUUGAAGAAAUGGCGUUAUUAAUAGGAAAAUCGUGAAGUUUUGUGCUCAGAUUUGUGUAUUAUAUUUUUUUUCAUCGAUAUUCAUUCCCUAUUAGGCUUAUGAUUCGGAUGACGAUGGCUAAUCUCAGAAGAAAUUCCUCCGCCAGUUGACUUGUAGGGUCUAUAGAACAAAGUCAAAGGGAGAAACUGUGCUAAAAUCUGGUUCUGCUCAUGAAUAAACCCACGUUAUUGUUCAGAUAGAAAAAAUUGCUUGAUUCCUGCCCACACACUCGUAUGUUCUUGUAUGUAUUGGGCUUGGGGAUCUCAUAUUUGAUAUUAUUCUGACUUUAUUACAUUCAGUGACGAUUGAUUCUGUCUCAACUCACAGGUCGACGUUUUAGAGGCAUUUCCUGCAUCUGCUGAUGUUUCUAGUUCUAGUUAUAUGAAAGAAGAGCCAGCCCUUCAAGAACAAGGUAGAUGGUGUUUCAUCGCGCUUUUUUUCCCGAUUAAUGAUCGCUUUUAAUGAGCUUCCAUUCGAUCGAUGGAAGAUUCCGAACGAAACAUUUUUCCAGUUUAAAACCCAGAAUCGAACCUAAAAUGCUGGAGAUUCCCUCACAGAGGAACACCUAUGGUCUGGGUUGACCUCUGAGAUCUCACACACGGGCCCGGCUUGACUGAAUUGGCCGGAUCAAAGAAGGAAAGUAGAUACUAAAAGCGAUGCGUUCUUGGUACCCCUGGUGUGGUUUUUUCUCUGAGAUCCACCGGUUACUGCUGCAGUUCCAGGGGUGAAACGCAGAAAGAGGCACAGGAGGAAGCACGUCGAGAACCAGGAACCCUGCACCAUGAGAGGGGUCUACUUCAAGAACAUGAAGUGGCAGGCGGCGAUCAAGGUCGAGAAGAAGCAGAUCCACCUGGGCACCGUCGGAUCGCAGGAGGAGGCUGCCCAUUUGUACGACAGGUAUCCGUGAACCGCUCCGAGAUCCUCCGCCGAUUUCGAGUCAUCCACUCAAGGAGAAUCGGCCAGAUUUUGACUCGGCCUUGUUGCCACCGCCCAGGGCCGCUUUCAUGUGUGGGCGGGAGCCCAACUUCGAGCUCUCGGAGGAGGAGAAGCAGGAGCUGCGCCAGUUCAAGUGGGAGGAGUUCUUGGAGAUGACUCGCCGGGCUAUCUCGAGCAAGAGUGAGCGGAAUCAUCAUCAUCAUUCUCCUUCUUCUUCCUCUGGGUCGCUGGCUUCUGCGAUUUUCUGGUUCUUGGUAGGCGAUGAUGGGCGAUGUUUUCUCUGCUGCAGAGCACCAGCGGAGGGUCGGCUCUGGGCCUCGGAGGAAGGCCGGAGCACAGCCGCAAAGCGACGGGGAGGACGCCAGAGCGGCUUCAGCGUCGGACGAUGUUGACGGCGACAGGUGA